Dothidotthia symphoricarpi CBS 119687 is the source of this 1499-nucleotide messenger RNA. Its product is annotated as l-lactate dehydrogenase-like protein. Bases 192 to 1280 code for a protein of 362 amino acids. The record is from RefSeq and is a predicted model, not a curated record. The transcript has 3 exons. Gene Ontology annotation, molecular function: L-lactate dehydrogenase (NAD+) activity. Gene Ontology annotation, biological process: carboxylic acid metabolic process. Lineage: Eukaryota; Fungi; Ascomycota; Dothideomycetes; Pleosporales; Dothidotthiaceae. Gene Ontology annotation, cellular component: cytoplasm.
AGAGCGCUUGGCAGCCAGGUCAUGCAACUUCACCUAGCUUUCAAGAAGUUGGCGUAAAGCACUAACUGAAGCGUUCUUCUCACUUUUCAUUCUCUUCACUUACUCACACAAAAGCCUAUAUCUGAUUUACACUCUCGACUUGGAAGUUUCGGUAAUAACCUCACUUCAUCCAUCAAGAUAAGAUCUACACCAUGGCGCAGCACAAACUCAAGACUAGCAUUGCUAUCCUCGGCUGCGGCGAUGUGGGAUCAACACUCGCCUACACGCUCAUCCUCCAGCCCAUCUGUAGCGAAGUGAUCUUGGUCGACCUGAAGAAAGAGCUAUUGGAAGCCCAGGUGCGAGACUUGAAUGAUGCAACGUAUCGCGGAGGUUCUGGAACCAAAGUUCGUGCCGGAACACACCAGGAUGCCGGACAAGCGGACAUUGUGGUCAUCACGGCGGGCGCGAAGCAAAAGAUGGGUGAAUCGCGUCUCUCGCUUCUCAGUCGUAACUUGCAUAUUUUGUCUUCAAUAUUCAGCUCCAUGGCGCCCAUUUCACCGCAUACAAUUCUUCUGCUAGUCGCAAAUCCGGUAGACAUUUUGACCUACUUUGCCCGUAAACUGUCAGGUCUCCCGGAAUCCCAAGUCCUCGGCACAGGCACGAGUCUUGACUCGGCUCGAUUACGGGGCAUUCUUUCGCAAAAGGCAGAAGUUGCCCCAAACAGUAUCGACGCAUAUGUACUUGGCGAACAUGGAGAUAAUCAGUUUAUCGCCUGGUCGAGCGCAACGAUCGGCACAACACCUCUUGCUCUUGCUAUGCCUAACCAACUAACCCCCGAUUUCAAAGCUUCAAUCGCAAACCACACCCGUGGAGCAGCGGGCGCCAUCAUCGCGGCCAAAGGCUGCACUGCUUACGGCAUUGGAGGAAUUGCUGCUAGCAUUUGCAAAUACAUUUUAUUUGACUCGCGGACCGUAAGACCGUUAUCGUUCUACCAACCUGAGCUUGGCUGCUGUUUGUCGAUGCCAGCGGUGGUGGGCAGGACCGGUAUCGUGAAGACGAUGCCGAUUGAGCUCGAUCAGACAGAGAGAGCGGAACUGGAGGCUUGCGCGAAAGAAUUGAGAGCAAUCAUUGAGGGCGCGGAGAAAGAACUCAUUGUUGAACAGCAGUUGCGGAAGUUGCUGGAGAGUGGGGUGAAGAGUGGGGUGGGGAGACGUGGCAGGCAAGAGAGUACACUCAUGAGCUUGUUAUGCUCUGGCACAACGAGCCAGUUUGGAAAUCUACAGCUAGAUACUCGGAGAUGAUUGCAAUAGUCACCCUUCACGACAGCUUUGGUUUCUGUUCGAUUCUUUCUACUCGUGCUUUCGAGUGGGAAGUAUACAGUUUUUUAUUGCAAAAUAUCACACACAUCAACUGAUUGUUUAUUGCCUCAAAAUAUACGCACAACAAUCAGAAGAUAGUCGCGCAAGGACAGAAGAAGAGCAGGAGGUGCAGAAAGGGUUCGAGGCUAACGUUUAGCUUAC